This is a messenger RNA of Neopelma chrysocephalum (saffron-crested tyrant-manakin), 796 nucleotides long. Its product is annotated as zinc finger protein 638-like. NCBI's taxonomy places the organism in Eukaryota, Metazoa, Chordata, Aves, Passeriformes, Pipridae. The transcript is spliced from 2 exons. The record is from RefSeq and is a predicted model, not a curated record. The coding region runs from base 31 to 543 and encodes 170 amino acids.
CCGCUGGCGCAGCCCCUGCUGCCGCCCGUGAUGCCGCCGCUGGUGCAGCCGCCCGUGUCCCAGCACGUCCUGCCGCCCGUGACGCCGCCGCCCUUCUCCGCCGGGCUCCUGGCCGCCAUCAGCCAGCACGAGCAGAAGCAGCGCGACUCCGGCAGCGGCUCCGGCAGCGCCUCCGGGAGGUCCGGAGGGGGCCCCAAAGGCUUCCACGCCGAGGGGCCCAUCAAGUCCCCGUUCGGGGUGGUGAAGGCGUCCUGGCUGCCCGUGUUCUCCGACACCCAGAAGAGCAAACGCCUGCCCACCCCGUCCAUGAUGAACGACUACUAUGCGACGUCGCCGCGAAUAUUCCCACAUUUGUGUUCUCUGUGUAACCUUGAAUGCACUCAGAUGAAGCGGGUUUCAAACAACACCACAACAAACCCUUGGCAGUGGAGGGAAACAUUAACGUCAUCAGGGGGACUGAAAUCACGUCGCAGGGUGGGGAGACGUUCAUGUGUUCACUCUCCCUGCUCCAAACUCUGCCUUCAAACAAACCAGCCCAUUUAGAACCCGAAAUUUCCUCUUCCAGACGUGCUCUGUGUGAAUGUUCCAGGGGCUGGAGCCUGGCUCGGGGGGGACACACAAAAUGCCUCCAUUCAUCCGGCCCAGCUUCCAGCUCUGAAGGGAGCCACAGUCCAGCCUUGAAGGGAGAAUAAAAGGGAAAACUGAUGGAUACUGGGAGAUAAAAAACAUCCUGGAAGCUGUGGCUUUUCCUGGAAAGCCCAGCGUUUGAUAUAUCAAAAAUAAGGCAGAGGGUAAC